Messenger RNA from Paramisgurnus dabryanus, 2107 nucleotides. It is a transcript of the gene ggps1, whose product is annotated as geranylgeranyl diphosphate synthase 1. Gene Ontology annotation, biological process: isoprenoid biosynthetic process. Gene Ontology annotation, molecular function: prenyltransferase activity. NCBI's taxonomy places the organism in Eukaryota, Metazoa, Chordata, Actinopteri, Cypriniformes, Cobitidae. The record is from RefSeq and is a predicted model, not a curated record.
UGUGGAUAGUAUGGCGUAUUUAAGCGCGAGCAGCAGGGCUGAGCGAGCUUCCUGUCAAACACAGCCAUGAUACAGCAGUCUCCUUAAUCGUGUCUAAAAAUAUAUUCUGCUUCCUUAUAAUGAGGUAUUACCUUGAUACAAAUGUCGUAGCGUCAUUUUGUUCACGUUUUGAAUAAUUUCUGAAUCGAUGUGGAGUUUUAUUUUCGACUUUCGCUAACUGGCUAAUGUUAGCAAGCUGGCUGUCAGUUGAGAAAAACUGAAAGCGGAAGAAGUGACGUGUUGGAUUCGAAAGCGGAAGUUCUGGAGUCCACAUUUCUGAUCUGAAAGCAGGUUUGUUUGUUUGUGGAAAGAGGAAUGGAUGGAGACAAAAGAGCAACUUCUGAAAGGAUUCUUCUGGAGCCAUACAAGUACUUGUUACAACUGCCAGGAAAACAAGUCCGAAAGAAACUCUCUCAAGCAUUCAACCAUUGGCUCAAUGUCCCAGAGGAUAAACUUCAGGUUAUCAUUGAGGUGACUGAAAUGCUUCACAACGCCAGUCUGCUGAUAGAUGACAUUGAAGAUAGCUCCAAACUACGACGUGGUUUCCCAGUCGCUCACAGCAUCUACGGCAUCCCGUCCGUCAUCAACUCCGCCAACUACGUCUACUUCUUGGGUCUGGAGAAGGUACUGAUGUUAGAUCACCCCGAGGCAGUGCACGUCUUCACCCGUCAGCUGCUAGAGCUGCACCGCGGCCAAGGCCUUGACAUCCACUGGCGUGACACCUACACCUGUCCCAGUGAGUCCGAGUACCGCGCCAUGGUGCUGCAGAAAACCGGCGGCUUGUUCGGCCUCGCCGUGGGACUCAUGCAGCUCUUCUCCGAUUGGAAACGAGAUCUCAAACCUCUUUUGGACAUUCUGGGUCUUUUCUUUCAGAUACGCGACGACUACGCCAACCUGAACUCGCAAGAGUACAGCGCCAACAAGAGCUUCUGCGAAGACCUGACGGAGGGAAAGUUCUCCUUUCCCACCAUACACGCAAUCUGCUCGCAUCCAGAGAGCACCCAGGUGCAGAACAUUUUGCGUCAGCGUACUGAGAACAUGGAUAUCAAGCGCUACUGCGUCGACUAUCUGGAGAAAGUGGGAUCAUUCGCGUACACCCGGCAGACCCUAAAGAAUCUGGAAGCUGAAGCGUACCGGCUGAUCGUGGACCUGGGAGGAAAUCCGGAACUUGAGGGCUUGGUGAAGCAUCUGAGUCGCAUGUACAAAGAGCCUGAAGCCAAAAGUUCAGUCGGACAAUCUGAAGAUCCUGGGACUGGAACUUCAGACACCCAAGCAAAUCUAUGACCCCAUGUCAAUUGUGUGCACACCUAUAGAUUCCUGAAACCUUGACCUUUUUUGUAUGAGUUUGUGGUUAUUUUUUGACUGACAUUAUUUGGCCUAAAGGCAGUUUGCUUUCUGAAGAUACACGAUAAAGAAAAUUAUCUUCUUUUGUUUGUCUUUGAUUAUUAGCAUUUGUAUUUGAGGGUUUGAGAAACCAAAAAUACAAACUUCCAGAAACUGAUAUACCUGAAACCACUACAAACAUUUAUUAUAACUUGCAUUAUGAAUCGCUCACAUUUCUGGGCCACAUUGCACCCCGAAUUAUAAGACAUGAGGUCAAAACCUUUUAACUUUGUGUUGAAAUAUUUCUUAUCUGGUCAUAUUUUUAAUAAAUUAAGUUAUAUCUUGCAAUUUUAAAAUGCAUGUUUGCCUUUUUUAUUUAAUAAUACAUUACCACAUAAACCGUAUUGUGCCCAUGCGUUAGGUUCCUGAAAAUGUGUCAUCAGAUUAAAACCAAAUCUUUUAUUCCUGUAGAGAUGAGGCCUUAUUUACACAUGUGGCUUCACAUUAAUGAGUGAUGAUGUGCAAAGAAACCCUUUAACACUCCUGAAGUACAUGCAGUAUGUCUUUUUACAUUUGACCUGAUUUCGAUUGAUGUUUUGACUUUAAUAUUUAUCUUUCAUUUGCUCUAAAGACAAAAAUAAAGUCUUAAAAUAAAGUGAAUUGGCAUGAAAGCUAUAAAUGUUUAGCACAUGCAAUGCAAAUACACCAGUAUAUGCUUAUUUAAUAAAAUUUUAUUGUUACAUCC